AGCGAGGUAAACAAAAUGCAUCAACGGCAGUUGGAUUUUCCGGCUUUUCCGCUUUCCCUGCUGGACGACAGCGAUCUAGAGCCACAGAGAUGCUAUGUGCCAACUGGGGAGGAUCCUCCAGGUUCAGGAUGGUGCCGCUGCAAUCUUUCCGAUGGCAACUACGCAGUAUGUUGGGUUACUCCGCGUGCCGGCAGUGAAACUUGUUGCUUCUUGGAUGGAGUAGUCACCUCCUCGUCAAGAUUUGUACUCACCAAUCAGCGAUUGGUGCUCCUGGAGCCACUAAAACUGGUACCCUGCCUAGAGAGGAUACCGUGCGUGGUAAGUGUAACCCAGGAACUGCUCCAGCGUCCUCAGGUUUCUCUGGAGGAUCUGGAGGAUGAUGUGAGGGUGUUUCUGCGCCACCUGAAGCUAACAAAGGGGUGCUCCGUGCAACACAGACGACUUGCCCAGUUGGGCAUCGCCAGUGUGGAGAUAUUUGAUGCUCCUGGAGUUGCGGAUAAUGAAUGCUUCGAAGUAGCCCGAGAUGUUGAACUGCUCCUUGUGGACACGCGUCUGGAAAUGCCCUAUCCUUUGGUUUCCACCUCUAAGUUCCUGCUACACAGCUUUGAGCAGGCCUUGGAGGAUUUGGAGCAGCUGCUGGAAUCUGCCAAAAGCGGUUACUCGCUAAGAUUUCCCACCACAUCGUUGGUUGUGGGACCUGUGGGCAGCGGAAAAAGUCGCCUCCUUGGAGAGUUCGUGCGCCGCCAUAGCUGUAAUUGUUUCUACAUCACAGCCAGCCAGGUGCUACGCUCAUACCCAGGAGAAACGGAAGAGGAACUAAGGAGGAUAUUUCAAUCUGCAGAAACUUUCAAGGAGCAGCUGCGUCCUUUACUGCCCAUUGUGAUACUCAUUGAGGAUCUGGAACUGCUCUGCCCAUCGACAAGUUCUGCUGACCCCAAAAACUCUGGUAAUUCCCUGCGCAUCUCCGCUCAGCUUUUCAAACUGAUAGAUGCACUGCCUCAGGGCAUUAUUUGUGUGGCCACCUCUGGUUCCCCAGACUCCCUGCAUGAACACGCGCGCAGACGUUUUGUGCGGGAGAUAUCCAUUGAGAUGCCCAGCGAGGAGCAACGCAGACAGCUCGUGAAGCAACUCUGCCAACAACAUGAGCUGGAAAUUACGGAGCAUCUACUCGAUCACAUGGCCAGAAACACACAAGGCUAUGUGAUGGCGGAUCUAACGCUCCUCCUGCGCCGCGUGCAGCAGGAACUGCUGACAAAAGAGGACUCCAAUGUGGAGCAAGUCUUCCGCCAGUCGCUGCUUCGAACUCAGCCAAGUGCCUCGCGAGCCACAGAUGUGCGGGUGUCCAAAAUGUCGGCUGGUUUCGAGGUUAUCGGAGGAAUGGAAUCCCUGAAACGCACCUUGCAGGUCUCCGUUUUAGCGGGCUUAAGACAGAGUGCCGCCUUCGCGCGCUUCGGACUGACUCUGCCCAAGGGAGUGCUGCUCUAUGGACCUCCGGGAUGUGCCAAGACCACCAUUGCCAAGUGCUUGGCCAAGGAGGCUAACAUGACCUUCAUUGCCACCUCGGCGGCGGAAGUUUACUCGCCCUAUGUGGGCUGUGCCGAAAGAUUUAUUUCGAGAAUAUUUGACACGGCGCGAAAGAAUGCGCCUUGUCUUAUAUUUCUGGAUGAGAUUGAUUCCCUGGUUGGCAGAAGGACAGUUUCGAGUGGCGGAGGUGGUGGCCAAGUUCAGCUGAGGAUUCUCUCCACGCUGCUCACCGAAAUGGAUGGCAUUGUGGGUGGUGGCAGUCAGCAGCACAUACUGGUGGUGGCGGCCACCAAUCGUCCCGAUAUGAUUGACGACGCCUUGAUGCGACCCGGUCGCUUCGACAAGCUCAUCCAUGUCCCAGCCCCAGAUGUGGAAUCUCGUCUGGCUCUGUUGCAACUACACGCCCAGAGGAUGCCCUUUAAUGGGAAUGUGGAUCUUGUGCAAAUUGCCUCCCUCACUGAACGUUAUUCAGGAGCGGAUCUAUGUAAUCUCUGCAAUGAGGCUGCCAUUGAGGCUUUCCAGCGCGAUUUUGAGGCCACCGAAAUUGAGCUGCAGGACUUUGAGAAGGUUUUGGCCAAGCAGAAAUCCUCGCUCACGCAAAGUCAAAUAGAUGGCUACUAUAAGUUUGCUUAUAGGUUUUUGUAA
Messenger RNA from Drosophila gunungcola (fruit fly), 2169 nucleotides. Its product is annotated as transitional endoplasmic reticulum ATPase. The record is from RefSeq and is a predicted model, not a curated record. Gene Ontology annotation, molecular function: ATP hydrolysis activity; ATP binding. NCBI's taxonomy places the organism in Eukaryota, Metazoa, Arthropoda, Insecta, Diptera, Drosophilidae.